Messenger RNA from Papaver somniferum (opium poppy), 1000 nucleotides. Its product is annotated as cyclic nucleotide-gated cation channel beta-1-like. Bases 37 to 690 code for a protein of 217 amino acids. Lineage: Eukaryota; Viridiplantae; Streptophyta; Magnoliopsida; Ranunculales; Papaveraceae. The transcript has 2 exons. The record is from RefSeq and is a predicted model, not a curated record.
CUUGAUUUUUUUACAGAUUUAGGAGAAUACCAACAUAUGCAUGAAAAACGAAGAAGGCAAGUAAAGUGGCGGAAAGCAUUAGAUAGAGGUACUACUGGUGCAGCUACACAACUGCAACAAGAUGAAGAUAAAGUACUACCGGAGUUGGUGGAAGAAGCUGAAGACAGAGAGGAGGAGCAGAUGGUAGAGGAGGAGGCCGAAGAAGUGGAAAAAAGUAAGGCAGAGGAUGUGGUAGAAGUAGAAGACAGUGAGGAGGAAGGAGAAGCGGAAGACAGUGAGGCAAAGCAGAUGGUAGAGGAGGGCCGGGAAGUGGGAGACGAUGAGGGGUUAGACAUGAAUGAAGGAGAUGGAGAAGAAAGUGAAGAAGAAGAAGUACAGCAAGGCAGGGUUUCCACGAAAAAAAGGUCGAAUAAAUGGACUGGAAGAGAAACCAAUUUUCUAAAGAGAGGAACUUUUUUGCUCUCUGGAGAAACCAAAUCAUGGACUGAGAUUUUGAGGUUGGGAUCUCAUAUCUUCCGUCCUAAACGUACUGCUGAACAACUAAGGGAGAAGGAUAGGCGUACGAGGGGAGAUACUCACAGGGUCCGAACAAAAGGACGAAGGAACGGAGAUACUUGCAGGUUCCGAACAAAAGGUCGUAUGACUCGUAGGGUCAGGACAAAAGGGCGACGCAUUAGGCUAUGUCUAUGAAUUUCCCCUAAACAAAUUUCCCCCACAAUCUCUUUGGAUGUUGUCAGGUUUUCUUGUACUUUGUGAAAAGAAAUGAAAGUAAUACAGACAAAGUAUAAUCUUGUGAAUUGUCUUGCUGCGGACAAAAUGCGAUGCAUUAUGUAGUUCAUUUUGGCUACCAAGGUAAACACUUGUUUUCUGGUUAACGUGAAAAGAAAUGAAAGUAGCAGUACUAGUAUUGACUUGAUUAUGUAAUCCGCCUUUGGUGUUAUUACCUAUAUCACCCAUAUAUUUUGUAAAUAUAUGAAUACAUAUAAGACUCUUUGGUUUA